Messenger RNA from Dioscorea cayenensis subsp. rotundata (Guinea yam), 2282 nucleotides. RefSeq names its product scarecrow-like protein 7. Lineage: Eukaryota; Viridiplantae; Streptophyta; Magnoliopsida; Dioscoreales; Dioscoreaceae. Gene Ontology annotation, molecular function: sequence-specific DNA binding; DNA-binding transcription factor activity. Gene Ontology annotation, cellular component: nucleus. The record is from RefSeq and is a predicted model, not a curated record. Gene Ontology annotation, biological process: regulation of DNA-templated transcription.
UGAUAUUUUGGGUUGGCUGGACCAGCUGGUGUGUGUGAAUGGGCCCCAAUGGGUCCAUUUGAGCCCACUGUGGCCCGUUCACACUGUUUCCUUUUCGACCUCUCUUUCUCUUUCUCUCUCAAUCUAUUGGGUUCACUCCUCGUCCUCAUAAAACCCUCAACGCCCCCAACUCCCUAAACCUCUCUCUUCCUUUCUUCUCUCUUGUGCUCGUCUCCAAUGGAAACAACAAACUAGAGAGAAGCGUCUCUCUCGAGCGUAGCUAGAGCCUUGCGGGGUCUCCUCUAUCGCUUCAGCAAUGGCGUACAUGUGUGCGGAUAGCGGCAACCUGAUGGCGAUUGCCCAGCAAGUCAUUCAGCAGAAGCAGCAACAACAGCAGCAGCAGCAGCAGCAGCAACAGCAACAACAGCAUCUCCAGCUUCAGCCUCCACCGCCAACAAUCUCCGCCAUCAACCCUUUCUCCUCUCCAUGGCCUGGUCACCCUCCCAACCCUUCCCAUCUCCAUGAUUUCCAUCCCUUUGCUCUCACUGAUCCCCCUUUCUCUGAUCCUUUCUCUUCCGACUUCCCACCUCCCGCUCCGUUCCGCCUUUCCACUGCCCCGGAGUUUGACUCUGAUGAGUGGAUGGAGAGUCUUAUCGGUGAGUCUCCUACUGAAAGCUCCGAUCUUAUCAGCGAUGCCUGGCAUGGUCCUCCGGCUACAAACGAGCUUCCUUCUCUCUUCUCUGCUGAUCCUUUUGCUUCCUCUCCUGCUUCCACUUCCGAUCUCAACCGGGUCGUCUUCUCCGACACUCAGAAGCUCGCACCGUCGCUAUCUGGCCACCAUCAGCUGUCAUCUCUUCAAACCGUGAACCCUACACCGCCAUCGUUCCAGAUCCACUCAUUCGACCCGCCGCCACCGCAACCGCAGCAUCCGAAGAAGGACGGCAAGCGUUCUCCGGCUUCGUCCGAUCCCAAAACCCUUUCCUCGCCUCUUCUUCGAUCCCUUCUUGACUGUGCUCGGCUUGCGGAUUCCGACCCGGACCUCGCCGCCAAAUCCCUCAUCCGGAUCCGGCAGUCGGCGUCGGACCACGGAGACCCGACUGAGCGCGUUGCGUUCUAUUUUGCCGAAGCCCUCUAUCGCCGGCUCUCGCGCGCCUCCUCCCCCUCCACCAUCUUCGACUCUUCGCCGGAGGACGUCACCCUCUGCUACAAAACCCUCAACGAUGCCUGCCCCUACUCCAAGUUCGCCCACCUUACCGCCAACCAAGCCAUCCUCGAAGCCACCGAGUCUUCAACUCGAAUUCACAUCGUCGAUUUAGGCGUCGUUCAAGGAAUCCAGUGGGCGGCGCUGCUCCAAGCCCUCGCCACUCGAUCCGCCGGGAAGCCCUCGCGCGUCCGGAUCUCCGGAAUCCCAGCACCAUCCCUGGGGCCAAACCCCGCCGCCUCGCUCGCCGCGACCGGCGCUCGUCUCCGCGACUUCGCCGCCCUUCUCGACCUCGAGUUCGAAUUCGAGCCGGUUCUAACCCCAGUGAACGAGUUAACCGAGUUAUCAUUCCACGUCGACCCGGACGAGUCCGUGGCCGUUAACUUCAUGCUCCAACUCUACAACUGGCUCGGCGAGUCAACCGAGUCAGUAGAACGAAUUCUCCGAACCGCCAAGUCACUCAAUCCAACCGUAGUCACACUCGGCGAGUACGAAGCGAGUCUCAACGGAGUCGGAUUCGUGGACCGGUUCAGCAACGCGUUAUCCUUCUACUCAGCCUUUUUCAACUCGUUAGAGCCCGCACUGAACCGCGACUCACCGGACCGAGUCCUAGUGGAGCGUGUCCUACUCGGCCAUCGGAUACUCCGGGUGGUGGGCCCAGAGGAUGGUCCCAGAUCAACGGGUUCGAUGGAAGAGAAGGAGAAAUGGACGGCUUUGAUGGAACGAUGCGGGUUCGAAUCCGUGCCACUGAGUCAUUACGCCGAAAGCCAAGCGAAACUUCUGUUAUGGAACUACAACUACAGCGCUAAGUACUCGUUAUUGGAUUCCCGUCCAGGGUUUCUAUCUCUAGCCUUUGAGGACCACUCUCUUCUCAGUGUGUCCUCAUGGCGUUAGAGAAAGGAAAAAAGAAGAUGGCCUCUGCAGUGGUGGUGGUUGGUGGGUGCUUUUGUUUUGAUGGUCAAUAUAUAUUCUAGUGACUGUUUUUAAGUGUAAAAAUUUUUCAUUUUUAAGUUAUAUCUAUAUAUAUAUAUAUAUAUAUAAAGUUUACUACUUGCUUUUUUUAAAUUUGAAUGGAGGGACAGAACAAGGAGUGGUUGCAGUU